Molecule: messenger RNA, 2566 nt
Organism: Leguminivora glycinivorella
Lineage: Eukaryota; Metazoa; Arthropoda; Insecta; Lepidoptera; Tortricidae
Product: homeotic protein empty spiracles-like
Exons: 3
Coding region: 72-878 (268 amino acids)
Biological process (GO): brain development; neuron differentiation; central nervous system development
Molecular function (GO): DNA-binding transcription factor activity, RNA polymerase II-specific; DNA binding
Source: RefSeq, a predicted model, not a curated record
UGGCGUUCGUAUCGCGCGUCACCAUGGAUUGUGCUCUGUGACAGUGCUAAGUGUUUGUGACUCGUGAAAGCAUGAUGCCUCUCGCACCGACCCCUGUGCUGGCGGUGCCGUCGAAGCCGAAGAUCGGUUUUAGUAUAGACAGUAUAGUGGGCGGGGGGCCACCGAAGCACGCGAGUCCUCCGCUGGCGAGCCCGGGGUCGCCGUCGCCGGUGGCGUCUCCGCGGAGCCCGUCCCCGCGGCCGCUGCUGCGGCCGAGCGCGUUGCCGGCGGUGUUUCCGUCGCCCGAGCUCAAGAGGCUGCCGUACCUGGAGGCGCAGAGCCACCACCAGCAGUUCCUGGCGCACUUCCAGGGCGCGGCGCUGGCGGCGGCGCUCGCGCACCAGCAGCAGGGCUUCGGCGCGCCGCUCCCCCCGCACCCGCCGCCGCACCCCGCCCCUGUACCUAGAGAAUCCUACCAGCUCUACCCCUGGCUCAUCAACAGACAUGGAAGGAUAUUCCCACAUAGGUUUCCAGGAGGCCCAGACAUCCCCGGCUUCCUCCUGCAGCCCUUCCGUAAACCGAAACGCAUCAGAACAGCCUUCAGCCCCUCACAGCUCCUCAAACUCGAACAUGCCUUCGAGAAGAACCACUACGUGGUGGGGGCCGAGAGGAAACAGCUGGCGCAGGCGCUUAGCCUUACAGAGACACAGGUAAAGGUGUGGUUCCAAAACAGAAGAACGAAACACAAACGCAUGCAGCAGGAGGAGGAGGCAAAAACGGGAACCAAAUCUGGGUCCUCGAGCAAGCCGGACGAACAGUUCAACACCUCGUAUGAUGACGACGAGGAGCUCAUCGACAUGGACAUGGACGAACUCAGUGAGAGUGAAAACGAAACGUAGUGACAUAGACAAUCCUCUGUAAAUAUCUAUCCAUAGAUUCUAUUUAUUUAUUAUAGUUUCUGUAAAUAGCUUAGCUGUAAGUAACUAUUUAUUACGGUAAUCGAAUCCAAUUGAUGAAUGUGUAAUAUAAGUAGAAACAUUUUUAAAUUAACUAAUACAACAAACAUUGGUAAAAAAUAACCACUUAUGAACACGCUCGAAAUGAAGUUCUAACAAUCGUUGUCUCGACUCAUAAAUCAUAAUAUAAAGCGUCCAUUAUAAUUAAAUGAAGGAAACCCAAAUUUUAAAACGGUUUGAAAACGCCUUGUUAGCCACGAGUUAUUACAUAACAUAAUUGGUCCAUUAUAAUAGUUUUGGGACUAAAUUAAUUAAAAAUGCCUCUUUGAUGCGUGCUCCAGUGAUGUGGGUAUAAUUAGGAGGUUAGAUUUCGAGCGCUGAUACGCAUGUUUCUAAACGAAUGCUGUCAAUGAUAGAAAAGGAUAGUCUGUCUUCACAUGCAUCUGAGCGAGAUAAAUGUAGUUUUAUGAUGACGUUUGAGAUUAGCGUUGGUCUGUGGGUCUAUUAUUAAGAGAUGCGUUCAGAAACGUAUCUUGGGCUCGGAUCGCGUUUCGUAAUUGCUCGCGACGCGCCCAAAUUGUUUUUAAACAGUUGACGAUUGUUCUCCACGGCUAUUUGUCUAUGGCCCGAUACGAUCGGGCUGGCUGUUGGAUCGUUAGGCUUCACGCGUCGCACCUGCCUUCGUUUUGAAUUUGGAAUCGACAACGUGUUAGGAAUUUAAAUUAAUUUGUUCCAAUUAAAGAUUUGAAGGUUUUGUUUCAGAUAAGUGGAGCGUUCUGGUCCUCACACCUACUUAUCUACUUAUAAUAAGAAUGUUACCUCUAAAUUUUCGGAGUUUCUAUUUUAAAAAUCUAAUCUAUUCUAAUAUUAGCUAACGAAAGUAGAAGUACGAUGUCAACUAAACAGAAAAUUAACGGAAAAUUUAAUAAAAAUUUAACAUGUAUUUAAUUUCUAUCUGUCAAACCUUACAAAGAGUUAGCUUAGUCUGUCUUUAUACAUUUUUUUUGCAAACAAUCCUUAAUAUAGGUUAGAAAGGCCAGCAUUAUUGCAGUUCCCUCGCUAAUCUGAUAUUGACUUUAUGCCGCAAUUAAAGGCAAAGUUAAUGAGUCGUUUAAUUGGUAUUGUUCGCGGCAAUUAGCCCGGGAGUAUGGGACAAGCGUGCUAGGUCACCACUCUCAUACAUACACAUACAUACAUACAUACAUUUCUGGACACAUUUCUGUUUCGCACUAUAGUUGACUGGUAGAGACUGUCUAAAGCCGUUUGGUCCGCAUGUUGUACAGUUUUAUGUUUAAAUAAAUAAAUAUAUAUAACUGUACCCUGUUCAGUUAGCCUGGGAGUAUUGGACAAGCCUGCUAGUUCACCUCCACACAUACAUAUUUGUAAUUUGGUACCCAUAUUAUGUUACUUGUAUACAUUUAGAAAUUAAUAUUAAGUAGAAACGUUUGUCAACUGUACGACACAGUUUAGAAGUGAGUAAUCGAUCGAUCUUUUAGUCGAUGACAACCAAUAUUUUCGUUUUAUUCACUUACUUUUUACUAACAUAUGCGCCUUAGAGAUGCAUCUAGCGACAUCUGCCGGUCUACCGCAAAACGUUCCUCGUUUAUGCAGUUAAGUAGCCCAAAACCACA